GAAUGAAAGAUUGUUUGUGACAAUUAGUUUGACACAAGUUUUGUGGCAUUUUUGUGUGAUUUGUGCGCGAACUUCGCGAGAAUACUAUCGCGAGAGAAGUGCGAGUAGGAUCUGGAUAUCAUAAAUCGUAUUUCUUCUGAUUUCAUGAAGAAUACUUUCGUCUAACGCACGUGAAAAUGUCAGACCAAUUUGGGCCGAUAACCCUGAAAUGGGAUCCCAAAAAUCUGGAGAUUCGCACAAUGUCUGUGGAAAAGACUUUGGAACCUUUGGUUCUGCAAGUGACCACUUUGGUGAAUACAAAAGGUCCUAGUAAAAAGAAGAAAGGAAAAUCGAAAAGAGCUAGUGCUCUGGUGGGAACAGUUGAGAAAGCCACUGCAAAUUUUAUCGAAAAAGGAGAACAGAUUGCUUAUGAAAAUCCAGACAUUACAGCCGAAAUGUUGAGUGCAGUCGAGGAAGUCAGAAAGUCCGGUGGUUUGAUGAGUAUUGCUGCCCGAGAAUUUUCAGACGACCCAUGCUCGUCCCUGAAACGUGGAAACAUGGUUCGAGCCGCAAGGAAUUUGCUGUCCUCAGUAACACGUUUGUUAAUCCUAGCCGACAUGGUCGAUGUCCAUUUGCUUCUGAAGUCGCUCCACGUAGUCGAAGAAGACUUGAAGAAGCUACAAAACGCAUCAUCUCAGGGAGAACUGCUCGAAAAUAUUAAACAGUUUGGUAGGAAUGCAACGGAACUGAUGAACCAGGCUGCAAAGCGACAACAGGAAUUGAAAGAUCCUCAGCUUCGAGAUGAUCUAGCAGCCGCUAGGGCUGUUCUUAAAAAGCAUUCCACAAUGCUUCUCACAGCUUCCAAAGUCUACGUUCGACAUCCAGAACUCGCAGCUGCUAAAGCAAAUCGAGACUACGUUAUGAAACAAGUUUGUGAGGCCGUGAACACGAUCAAUGAUGUAGCUCAAGGCAAAACCAGCAACGGUCAGCAUCCUUACGAUGGACCUGGGGAAUUGGCAGCUGCUUUGGACGAGUUUGACGAGAGGAUGGUCAUGUCUCCUCUCUCGUAUAACGAAGUUCGGACUCGUCCAAGUCUUGAAGAAAGAUUGGAAAGUAUUAUCAGUGGAGCUGCUCUCAUGGCAGACUCCUCUUGUACCCGGGACGAGCGCAGGGAACGCAUUGUUGCUGAAUGCAAUGCCGUGAGACAGGCUCUUCAGGAUCUAUUGAGCGAAUAUAUGAACAAUUUGCUGCUCGCUCGGGGUAGUAAAAGGAUGGGAGUGAAGGAACAAUCUGAAGGCUUGGAGCGUGCAAUAGAUCAAAUGUGCAGGAAAACUCGCGAUCUCAGAAGACAAUUGCGCAAAGCUGUUGUCGAUCACGUUUCGGACAGUUUUCUCGAAACUAGCGUGCCAUUGCUCGUUUUGAUAGAAGCCGCUCGCAACGGUCGGGAUAAGGAAGUCGAGGAAUAUGCACUGGUUUUCACCGAGCAUGCCAAUAAAUUAGUUGAGGUCGCAAAUCUAGUUUGCAGUAUGUCUGGCAAUGAGGACGGUGUGAAAAUGGUUCGCUACGCGGCAGCUCAAAUUGAAAACCUCUGCCCUCAAGUAAUAAACGCCGCUCGUGUCCUGGCCGCUCGGCCCCGUUCCAAAGUCGCCCUCGACAACAUGGAAGUCUUCCGUCAAGCUUGGGAGAACCAAGUCCGCGUUCUAACAGAAGCCGUCGACGAUAUCACCACCAUCGACGAUUUCCUCGCCGUCUCCGAGAAUCACAUUCUCGAAGAUGUCAACAAGUGCGUCUUGGCUCUCCAGGAAGGCGACGCAGACACCUUGGACAGAACGGCGGGAGCGAUUCGUGGACGCUCAGCACGAGUUUGCAACGUCGUUCAAGCAGAAAUGGACAACUAUGAACCCUGCAUUUACACAAAGAGAGUUCUCGAGGCGGUCAAGGUUUUGAGGGAACAAGUCAUGCCAAAGUUUGCACAAAGAGUUGAGAUUGCCGUCGAUGCCUUGGGCAGCAAUCCAUCAAAGGACGUGGAUGAAAACGAUUUUAUUGAUGCUUCUCGACUGGUUUACGACGGAGUUCGAGAGAUUAGACGAGCCGUUUUGAUGAAUCGGGCUGACGAAGAUUUGGAUCCAGAGGAUGUGGAAUUGGACGAACACUACACUCUCGAAACUCGAAGCAAAUCUAGUGCCCAGACUGGAGAACAUGGUGUGGACGAAUAUCCAGAAAUCAGUGGCAUCACGACUGCUCGUGAAGCCAUGCGUAAGAUGCCUGAGGAAGACAAACAAAAGAUUUUGCAGCAAGUCGAGUUCUUCAGAAGUGAGAAAUUGAAAUUCGACAAAGAAGUUGCCAAGUGGGACGACGCAGGAAACGAUAUAAUCGUUCUCGCAAAGCACAUGUGCAUGAUCAUGAUGGAGAUGACGGAUUUCACGCGUGGUCGUGGACCAUUGAAGACGACAAUGGAUGUCAUAAAUGCGGCCAAAAAGAUUUCCGAGGCUGGUACAAAAUUGGACAAAUUGACGAGACAGAUUGCUGAUCAGUGUCCUGAGAGUUCCACGAAGAAGGAUCUUCUCGCCUAUUUGCAACGUAUCGCCCUCUACUGUCACCAGAUGAACAUCACGAGCAAAGUAAAGGCUGACGUGCAAAAUAUCAGUGGAGAAUUGAUCGUCUCGGGAUUAGAUAGCGCCACGUCUUUGAUUCAAGCUGCUAAGAAUUUGAUGAACGCUGUUGUCCUCACUGUCAAGUCGUCUUAUGUAGCCUCAACAAAGUACCCACGACAAUCUACUGUUACGAAUUCUGUCGCAUUGCAGUCGCCAAUUGUCGUUUGGAAAAUGAAGGCACCCGAGAAGAAACCAUUGGUGCGACCUGAGCGACCGGAGGAAGUGAGAGCGAAAGUUCGUAAAGGUUCGCAAAAGAAGGUGCAGAAUCCAAUCCACGCACUCUCUGAAUUCCAGAGCCCGACAGAAAGCGUUUAAAAAUCGACCAGUGAACGACUCGCUGAAAGUUUGUGGCAUCAACAAUCGGAAUGAACGGUAAUGAAUCAUUCUAGGUUGUAUAAUAAAUACCUAAGACAUGCGUCUUUAUUAUUUAAAGGCGUUUUCCAAAUGUCACUAAGAGAAUAAGAUAAACUGAUGCGUAAAAUUGAACACAGGUGUUCAGAGGAAAAUGAGAGAACGACUUAGUUUAAUCUACCGUGCCGAUUUCGUAGCAUUCCUCUAUUUUAGUUCAAAGGGACGUUUUAAUGCCAAAACAUUUUAAAAGCUACCUUAUCUUUACUAUUGAUAAAUCAGAGAAAAGCGUUCUUGCUCUUCCAGCAUAUUUUUCUUGCGAGCAGUACUAAUGAAUGCGAAACUUCACAAUCAAUGCGAAUUUUCAUUUGAAAAGUUUUUAUGUGUCACGCAAGCUCGUUUUUUAUUUCUUCACGAAUUUUAAAGUCUCGUGAGCCGUGAAGACUCACCAUUUGUACAGAAUCGUAUUUAAAUGUUUUUGAGCUAAAUGUUUAUGAACGUGAAUGUUUGUGAAUAUUCUAAGGAAAGAUUUUCUUUGAGACGUCUGAUGAUAAAGACGAUCUUGUAAGGCAAAUAAAUGUUCGAUGCCCCAAUGUCUAAUCAUUCGAACUUUUCUAUAUAAAUCAGGAAUCAAAUAUUGAAGAACUGAGUAUCUCUGACGUUGGUUUAGAUUACUGUUAUGUACUUAUUUCGAAUUUAAUCAUUGAUAUGAGGUGUCUGCAAUCCUAGGGAGAUCCGAAAUUUAAAAACUUUCGAAACAAAUUUACACGCCUUGAAUUUAGAAAUAUUGAGGCAUUUUAAAAAACCUGCAAAUCUUUUGGAUCCCUACAAAAACAAAAUAAGACGUACGUUUUGAGUGUACAACUUUUUGUACUUUCUUUCUACUGAGAAUAUUUGAACUUUAUUAGAAAAUUAUAAUCAUGCUCAAGGGUUUUCAGUACCGCAGCGAAUUUACGACACUUUUCUAAGUGACUUUUUAUUAUGAGACUUUAAACAACGGAAGCAAUAUUUCAGUAAGUUUAGGUUAGAGAUAAAUCUGUUCAUAAUUGAGCAAAUUUUCAGAAAUUUUGACUAGAUCAUAUCUACUGGAUAAAAUCAUACUGUCGCUUCAUAAAUGAGUUUUUCAAUUACAAAUGUAAGGACACGUAAUAUUUUGUUCAGUCGCCGACAAACAAAAAACACACUUGUUCAUUGGGCAGUAUUACAUUUUGUACAAGACUACUGAUCGAGUAUUUAAUGCAAUUGUAUAUAAUUGAAUAUAAUUUUAUAUUUAUGGCUGAAGAUUAUUUACAGAAUCUUAUUCGAGGCAAUUUUUCGCAUUCUCGAUGCCGAUGAGAGAAAGAACUUUGUGCCGCUAAUAACAUUGUACGCACAAGAUAAAUUUACGAGUAAAUUGGUUUUAAUGUUGUGCUCUGACUGAAAAAAGUUCGUACAAUGUUAAUCAGCUUCUGUAAAACUUUACACGGAAAGUAUGUCCAUUAGACUCUUUUGAGUUGGAUUCAUUUAGUGGAAAAUGGUCAGACUUGAAUUGAAAGUUUUAAAAUUUGCUAAAAAUAUGGGAAAAUGAUUUUUAAAGAAUAAGUAACGUAAUACCUAAUUAGAAUUUCGGUUUGACAAAUUUCCAUGAAAUGAAUCAACAUUUUACCAAACGCCGAUGUUCUUUGCUUUUGAUUAUUACAUAACUCACAUAUCACAAUUUUCUUUUUUUCAUCAAGCAUGACCAAGCAUUGUAGCUCAUGUCACAAUCAAGGUUUUUGUAGAAGUUUUGAAAAUAUGUUUUAAAUAUAGUGAUGAACUCUAUACAUAUAUAUAAUAACUGUAUUAAUAAGUAAAAUAAAAUUCAAGUGCUCACGAGAAAAUGACUGCGUACAAAGCUCGAUAUUAUACGUAUGUAAAAUUUUCUAAUUAAAAAAAUGAGGGAAUUAUAAAUAAUAUAACUAGCUUGAAAGCCUUUUUUUAAGUUCUUCAAUAUUGAUUAAAUUUGACCGAAAAUGCAUGUGAAUUACCGGCUUGGUUUUAUAUUUUUUGAAGUAUUUUUCUUUUUUUUAUAUUCACAAGUUCCUAUUUCUGUUAAUAUGAAAUAUAUUUUUUAGUAUUAUUCAGUUUUUGACAUUUAUAACUGGCAACUACGUAUAGGAUGUAAAAAUUAAGUUAUUGAUAUCUCAUCGUGUUGAAGCAAUGUAUUUACUGUACUUUUAAUACUAAUCAUUGGUUUGUUAAAAGUUUGCACAAUUUUUGCGGCAAAUCAAUAUACAAUAUGCAAUCUACAAUCGUUGCUUUGGAAUGCAUUAUUCGCGAGUUAAAGCAGUAAUUUUUUAUGUUGAAUUUAAAUUAUUUGUUGAAAUUUGCUUGAUUCUUAGAAAUCGAGUGUAGACGAAUUUGAACGAUGGUGCGAAUACACCUAUCGCGAAAUGCAUUGUAAGUGAUGUAACUUUGCAGUUAAUAUAAAUAAAGUCAACUGUAUACUACAUUGUACGUGUACUCAUAUGGGAUAAUAAAGUUUACAUAACAUACAGUUUCUAUGAAAAA
Belonocnema kinseyi is the source of this 5510-nucleotide messenger RNA. It is a transcript of the gene alpha-Cat, whose product is annotated as catenin alpha. The coding region runs from base 177 to 2948 and encodes 923 amino acids. The record is from RefSeq and is a predicted model, not a curated record. Gene Ontology annotation, cellular component: adherens junction; catenin complex; actin cytoskeleton. Gene Ontology annotation, molecular function: cadherin binding; structural molecule activity; beta-catenin binding. Lineage: Eukaryota; Metazoa; Arthropoda; Insecta; Hymenoptera; Cynipidae. The transcript is spliced from 8 exons. Gene Ontology annotation, biological process: cell-cell adhesion; cell migration.